AUGUCCGAAAAAGUUUAUGUAGGUGGUUUAGGCAACAGUGGUGACAAGCAAGAGCUAUGGAGAGCUUUUUCCAAAUAUGGAACUCUGCGUGAUGUAUGGGUAGCACGCAGUCCCCCAGGAUUUGCCUUUGUGCAUUAUGAAGAUUUCCGAGAUGCAGAGGAAGCUGUUAGAGCUAUGGAUGGAAGGCGUCUUGGUGAUAAAAAGUUACGAGUUGAACUUUCAAGGACUAGAAACCGUGAAGAGGGUAGAGGUGGGAGACGAGGAGGUCGUGGAGGCGGUUACCGAGGAAGCAGCAGUAGGUAUGACAGGCGAGAUGAUAGCAGACGAAAUGACUAUGGCCGUGGAGAUUAUGGCAGUCAACGAUUCUCACAGUCUCAUCAGAGGUAUUAACCUUGCCUUUAUUACCUUUUUUACCGUUAAAGUGUACAUGAAAUGGAAUAGAUUGGUUGUUUUCAGAGAAGAUUAAAUUAUAUAAAACAAUUUAACUUGUGUGCAUUCAAGUGGUCAGAAGGAAAUUUUAGUCUCGUACUCUGGCCAAGAAUUGUAUUUUGGUACUGCCAAACAUUGUAUGUUGAGUUGAAAAUGAAAUCAAAACAUUAUAUUUUAUUCUUGACCAACAUUCCAUUUCAUUUGUGCUUUAAUGCUGACCAGAAACAUAUAACCCUGGACAGGGUUAUAUGCUUCUGUGCUGACUGAAACCAUGUUAUUAUUGAUAUUACUUUGUAAAGAACUAACAUUUUUUUAAAAAAAACGUUUUAUUUUUCAUUUUACUUUAUUAGGUUAUUUGAAUGUGCAGGGGAGAGAGCCUUACUAACUGUCAUGAUUACCAUUUUUAUAGGUGAUUCAUUCAAGGGUUUUUAGUCCUUCCAAACCCAUUCAACAUCUCUUCUGAUCAGAGAAGAAUUUUAAGCUCUCGACAAAGUUCUGCAUUACAUCUGGGACUACACAUCCUUCAAUCCCUCCAACACCUGUUAAUUAAGUGAAAAACCUGCAACCCAGUCAACAGCAGAAGCAUUUUUCCUCACCACUCUACGUCAUCUGUCCCUUACAACAUUUUAGGCUCAGUUCUUCAAACCUUAGCUGCUUUCCUGUGUAGUUUUCACAGAUUUCGCUCAACCAGCAAAAAGUGGAUGUUACUUCAUUGCACUUCUCCCCCCAAAUUGAGUCUGUGCAUGCUUCUGUUUUGGUUUGAUGUGUCGGCAGGAGUAUUUUUACACCAAAAAUCCAUGCAAGCCAUUAGUCAGAAGUAAAUUUAAGUUCUGCAUCCAUGUGAGGGCAAGAAGGUUUUUCCUCUAAAGGAUUGUUCCAGUCAACUUGUUUCCAGCAGCUUCCAGUGCUGCUAAUGUCUGCAGAUGACAGAAGAAUUUCACCCCUAGAAGAGCUAAGGUUGCCCAAGUCAUCUUAUGACACCAAUGAGGCUUAGUAUAUGUAGUCCUGACGCUGAUUAUAUUGAAGCAUCAAAACACCUUUACUUGUCAAUUUUAUCACCGGGUAGCUCAGAUGUAAGUGUCUUAAGGGUAGAAAUAGUCUAUUGUGUCUUCACGUAAGUACAUUUGGGUGGCUAACAGCUGGAGUUAUAAGUUUAAUUAGAUUUAUUUAACCUUUUGUAUUUUGCUGCAAAUUUUUUAUGUGAAGGGGUGCCUGAAGAAAGUGCCCCAAGGGUCCUUCUAAUAGAGCGCUGCAAUAUCCUAGAAGUUUCCCUCGGUUUGCUUAUAAAAUGUAAGGACAACAAUAACAAUAUGAUUUGACUUGAGAAUGAGAGUCCCUUCCUUUUCCACGUGCACCUCUUCAUUUUAGUGAAAAUAAUAACUUAUGUGCUGGUUUGUUUGUUGUUCUCAGAUGGUAACGGUUAGCAGUAAUAAAGCUGCCUUAUUCAUACUUGUGCAUAGUACUCUUUGACUUUUAUAUAAUGUCAUCAUAACAAAAAAUCUUUUUAAGUGAGAUAUAGAUAACUAUAGACAUAUUAAUUAAUAUUAUUACUUGACGUCACAACCAUGUUUACAUACUCUCAGGCAAACACGCCUCUCAGCCAAUCAGAGCGCGUGUACUAUCUUAGCUAUUUUAUAAAAACAGUUAGAUUUAUCUAAGAGAGAAUUGAAAGCCAGAAAGUGUCAGGACCAGAUGAUGGACUGUAACUGGACAAAAAUAAAUUUCUGUUUGAACAAAUAAAUUUGCAAACCUGAGAACCAUUUUGCUAACCUUACUGGGGUUGGCCAUUUUUUAGAAUGUAUUUUUUUUGGUUUUGAAGAGAGUUAAUGAUGUUUUCUGGAUUCUGAGCAAAGUUGGAAUUUUACAUGGCCCAUUUUAUUUGCCACCCAUCAUAAAUGUCUUUUUAAUUAUUGUCAUCAAUGAUUUCCUUACUUUGCUGACUUUUUCAUCUUUUUUACAUUUGUGUCUGUAGAUCUCCACCACCAAGAUCCCAGGACUAUUCACAGUAAGUUUUUUCAGCUGUCCAGAAAUAGGUAAUAUAAGGAGGCUGGGGUAAAUACCCCUUUCAAAAUUAAGAGUGCACCCCCUCCCCCACCCCUGCAGGAGUAGUUGCCAAGUGCUUACAUUGUUGUAUUUUCAGGGGGAGAUACAGUCGAAGACGCAGUCGCUCACGUAGCCCAGUGAAACAUUCAGAUUAGAAUUUGACGUUUUUCAGGUAAAACAAUAACUGCUGUGUUUUCUGCUAAUACAGUUUAACGUAUUCUGCUGGACAACUUUUAGUCACAGACAGUUCUCUUAAUGUGCUUUCCAUUUGUCAGAACUGGCUGACCAGACCAUUCCUGUUAAAAUAAGUAUUUCACACUGAAAACUCUCCUGCCAGAUCAGUCAAUUCCUAAAUAAUAUGCAUGCAGUUUGUGGGUUUUUCACCAAAAACUCUUAAAAACACUCACCUCAUUGAUUAUUUCAACAUGACCAUUCUAAAGCCCGUUUAAUUCUUGAAAGGCUCGGAAACUUUUUGGGCCCAAAGGUAAAUUUUAGAAUUACAGUCGACUCUCUCUUAACGGACACCUCUAUAAGACGGACCUCUCUGUAAAACGGACACUUAGAGUUGAUCCCUGCCCUUCUUUACUCCUUUUAUUUGACUCUCUAUAAGACGGACACCUCUCUAAGACGGACACUUAGGCAAACUUAGUGCCGGUCCCAAAGGUGUCCGAGAGAGUUGACUGUAAAACCUGUUGAAUGGUAGCACAGUUCAUAGCUCUAAAACCGGUCAAUUUUGCUUAGUUAACUAAUAAUUUCAUUGUAUCAUUUUCAAAAUUAUGGAAACUUUGAUCUUAGGUGCAAACACGGUAAACAUAAAACAGUUUUUCGGGCCUGAAAAGCUACUGGGACUUUCAAGAAACCGGUACCUAGCCAGGCAGUUCCAACCUCUGAAAAGGGCCCUUAGUUUUAAAGUUACUCAUCUUCAUACUGAUUCCCUUACUUUGUAAGUUGUAAUAAAGGGGAAUAACAGUUCUUCUAAGUAUCUUAACAUAAGAUUUCUUCUUUGGUUGUAUGGGUCCAAGACUAAAAGUAUGCAUUUACAAGGUCCUCUGAGGUGAGGGAUGUAUGUCACCAGGCAGAAUUUCAAAACCCAUGGUUUCGCAUAUUGAGCAUAUUUUACUGUUGUAUAUGUGAUUGUCCUGAUCACUGUUGCAGUUUCAACGCCAUUUCACCUGUGUUAUCUCUAGACUGUACAGAUAGAAAGUUGUUUGCCUGGGUGCAGACGUCUCCUAUUUCCUUUGUUGCACACAAAGGAAAAUAGGAGACGUCUGCACGCAGGCAAGAAAGUUGUAGGCAUGGAAUUCGGUUGUUAGUGUCUUGUUUUUAAUGCAUUUGCAUAGAACAGUAUAAUAUUGAGAUGGAGUACAAUAUUACAAUAUUAUGUCUUUUAUAUCCAUAUGAAUGAUUUUUUUGUAUGCUCAUGCUUUUCCUUUCUUAUUUAUUUUUCAGAGUUAAGAGCUUUGCAAGUAUUAAAGCAGGCAGUUUGUAGAAAUAUUUUAAUUAAUUUAAGUCUGUCUCUGACACAGCUUAAUUUUCACAUCAUUACUAUUAAUUUGAAAUUUCAAAGUGAGAAAAAAAUGCUAAAUACGAGAUCAUUAAUGUCAUUGUUUUAUUAUUGA
Porites lobata is the source of this 4091-nucleotide messenger RNA. The record is from the annotation of a GenBank genome assembly. NCBI's taxonomy places the organism in Eukaryota, Metazoa, Cnidaria, Anthozoa, Scleractinia, Poritidae.